AGUUCAGGGACAAUUCGGAUAAGUUUCCAUAAAACAAUUUUACAUUUAUUUAGCAGAGAAGUCGUGCAAGAAAUUCGUUUGACAUUGUCAAGAAGUAAUUUCAGUUAAUAGUUUGGUUCGUAAUAUAUAAGGGUUACGUUUUAGCUUUAUUUAAGUGAACUGGUCUGUACUGAAAGUUUCAAAAUGCUGAAAAUGAUCAUUUAUUUUUUAGUGGCUGUAGGACUGACUGCAUACACUACAUCCACUGUGACGGAAAGAACCAAAUACACAACCAAAUACGACAACAUAGAUUUAGAUGAAAUCAUUCACAAUGAAAGGCUUUUGAAGAAUUACGUGGACUGCCUACUUGAAAAAGGAAGAUGUACCCCAGAUGGACUAGAACUUAAAAAGAAUAUGCCUGAUGCUAUAGAAACGGACUGCAGCAAAUGUAGUGAGAAACAAAAGGAAGGGUCUGAAAUAAUUAUCAGAUAUCUAAUCGACAACAAGCCUGAAUAUUGGAGUCCUUUACAGGAAAAGUACGAUCCUACAGGAAGCUAUAAGAAGCGCUAUUUGGAUGCGAAGAAGACCGAGGUCAAUGUUGAACCUAUUGUUAAAUCGUAAUUGAAUUGUUAAAUAGAACUUAAUGUAUAUUGUCAUUUCAAGUAAUAUCAGUCAAAAUAAAUUUCAAAAGAUGUACCUAUGUACGUCAGAAAUA
Molecule: messenger RNA, 694 nt
Organism: Anoplophora glabripennis (Asian longhorned beetle)
Lineage: Eukaryota; Metazoa; Arthropoda; Insecta; Coleoptera; Cerambycidae
Gene: Csp4
Product: ejaculatory bulb-specific protein 3-like
Exons: 3
Coding region: 184-600 (138 amino acids)
Source: RefSeq, a predicted model, not a curated record